UCGAACGCCAGGGAGGUGACUGACGGUGGGGCCGGGAAGAAGGGCCUGAGCGGAGGCAGCCGCUGUUGACUCGGGGGUCGAGAGGCGCGGGAGGAGGCCCGGCCGGCGGCAGGAGAGGCGCGGCCACCCCCAUGGCGGCGUGUAACACCUGCGCUGCGGCCGCGCGGCUCCUCGGCUCCUCGCUGCCGUCGGCGCGCAGAGGUAUUACCUGUGGCCGUUCGCACCUUCCUGUUUUGGGAUUAAUUGGAACAUUUGAAACUCGAUCUCUAAGAAAUAUUCCAUUUAGGACUUUUUCAGAAACCCCGGCGUACUUUGCUUCGAAAGACGGCGCAAGCAAAGAUGGUUCUGGAGACAGCGGCAAGAAAACGGUUGGUGAAGGCAGCGGUAAAAAGUCGAGUUCUGGAAGCUCCGGCAAAGGCGGAAACCAGUUACGUUGCCCCAAGUGCGGUGAUCUAUGCACACACGUGGAGACGUUUGUGUCUUCGACCCGCUUUGUGAAAUGUGAAAAGUGUCACCACUUCUUCGUCGUGCUGUCCGAAGCGGACUCCAAGAAGAGCAUCGUCAAAGAGCCAGAGUCGGCAGCCGAAGCUGUGAAGUUGGCUUUCCAGCAGAAGCCCCCGCCGCCUCCCAAAAAAAUCUAUAACUACCUCGACAAGUAUGUGGUCGGCCAGUCUUUUGCCAAGAAGGUGCUUUCGGUUGCCGUAUACAAUCAUUACAAGAGAAUCUACAACAACAUCCCAGCUACUCUAAGGCAGCAAGCUGAGGUUGAAAAGCAGACCUCCUUAACACCGAGAGAAUUAGAGAUCAGAAGACGGGAGGAUGAGUACAGGUUUACAAAACUUCUCCAGAUCGCUGGUAUCAGUCCCCACGGCAACGCUUUAGGGGCGUCGAUGCAGCAGCAGGUGAACCAACAAAUGCCCCAGGAGAAACGGGGAGGGGAAGUAUUGGACUCUGCCCACGACGACAUCAAGCUUGAAAAGAGUAACAUUUUACUGCUUGGACCAACUGGAUCAGGUAAGACCUUGCUGGCUCAGACUCUCGCCAAAUGCCUCGACGUCCCUUUCGCAAUCUGUGACUGCACCACUUUGACUCAAGCGGGUUACGUCGGCGAAGACAUCGAGUCUGUCGUUGCAAAGCUCCUGCAGGAUGCCAACUACAACGUAGAAAAAGCUCAACAAGGAAUUGUUUUCCUGGACGAAGUGGACAAGAUUGGCAGCGUGCCAGGCAUUCACCAGUUGCGGGAUGUGGGAGGAGAAGGAGUCCAGCAAGGCUUGUUAAAGCUACUGGAAGGUACAAUCGUGAACGUUCCCGAGAAGAAUUCCCGUAAGUUACGUGGCGAGACCGUGCAAGUCGACACGACCAACAUCCUCUUUGUAGCUUCUGGUGCUUUUAAUGGUCUGGACAGAAUCAUCAGCAGAAGGAAAAACGAAAAGUACCUUGGCUUCGGAACCCCGUCAAACCUGGGGAAAGGCAGGCGAGCGGCCGCGGCGGCAGACCUGGCUAACUUGGGCGGAGAGUCCAGCACGCAGCAAGACAUGGAAGAGAAGGACCGUUUGCUCCGCCACGUGGAAGCCAGGGAUCUCAUUGAAUUUGGCAUGAUCCCCGAGUUUGUGGGACGCCUGCCGGUCGUGGUUCCCCUGCACAGCCUCGAUGAGAAAACCCUCGUGCGGAUUCUUACCGAGCCCCGGAAUGCUGUGAUUCCCCAGUACCAGGCGUUGUUCAGCAUGGACAAGUGUGAACUGAACGUUACCCAGGAUGCCCUAAAGGCUAUAGCCAGGUUGGCUCUGGACCGCAAGACAGGAGCGAGAGGCCUCCGGUCUAUAAUGGAAAAGCUGCUGCUAGAACCGAUGUUUGAAGUGCCCAAUUCCGACAUUGUGUGCGUGGAGGUGGACAAAGACGUUGUGGAAGGGAAGAAGGACCCCGGAUACAUCAGGGCAGCCGCGAAAGAAUCUUCGGAAGAAGAGUACGAUUCGGGAGUGGAAGAGGAAAGCUGGGCUCGCCAAGCAGAUGCUGCAAACAAUUAAAUGCCGUCAGAAUAACGCCCCGUGGGAAAGGCACUUAAUUUUAUUUUUUUAAUUUGGAGACCACCCCCACCUCCACCACCCCCCGGCUGUGUGCAGCGUACUGAUAACUUUGGAUCUGUCCUUAAAACGAUACAUGGUCAGCAAACUUUUGACAACGCUAACGGGGGAUCAGAUCAUGUAUAUCUGGUAAUAUCACAUUGAUUUGUUCAUUGGACACUUGACCUGCAAAGGUAGGAUGUUUAGAAAUUAAUUGCAUAUGACGUUUUUCAGUGUCUUUUUUUUUUUUUUUUUUGCUCUGUAGGGCUGAGGCAGAGGUGGGGGCGGGGGGGGCACGCCGUGUGAAUGUUCCCCCUGCAAAGUGCACCCUUCCCCGCCCCUUCUGGCAAUCUUUGGGGGGUGGGGGUGUUUACAUUUUUAUGCGUAGGGGAGGGGUGCUGCAAAAAAGAAAAUCCCCCCCCCCCUUCCUUAGCACCUGUGAUUUCAUCCAUGGCACCAGCACUCUUGUUGGGUUGGAUGCGACUUUGGCACUUCCCCCCACCCCAAAGAAUAAUCCUUCCUAGAUAGUGACUUCUGCAUGCAGCCAAAACAGAUCAUUCGGCUGUGUUGAUGGCAUCAGAGAAGCCCGCUAGUUCAGAGGCAGGACAGACUCGGUCUUGUCUGUUUUCUAGGAAGCAGGAGAGGUGCUUCUCGAACACAGCAUCCCCCUGAGCCACAAAGCAUAGGGAAUCGGUGCAGGGAAAGGUCUUCUUGAGGGUCUUUCAGGAAGAUUUGGACCCCUUGAAUGUGCCUUUUUGCACAUUUGAAGACACUUGCAGGCAUGCUUUUGGCUCGGCUGUAGUUUGUUUUGUUUUGGGGGUUUUUCUUUUCCCUCUUCGGACCCAGAAGGCAAUGCUGAUAUUCCCAACAUUCACAGAAUGU
This is a messenger RNA of Gekko japonicus, 2942 nucleotides long. It is a transcript of the gene CLPX, whose product is annotated as caseinolytic mitochondrial matrix peptidase chaperone subunit. Lineage: Eukaryota; Metazoa; Chordata; Lepidosauria; Squamata; Gekkonidae. Gene Ontology annotation, cellular component: mitochondrial matrix. The transcript is spliced from 14 exons. Gene Ontology annotation, biological process: proteolysis; protein catabolic process. Gene Ontology annotation, molecular function: zinc ion binding; ATP binding; protein dimerization activity. Bases 132 to 2024 code for a protein of 630 amino acids. The record is from RefSeq and is a predicted model, not a curated record.